This is a messenger RNA of Nothobranchius furzeri (turquoise killifish), 5748 nucleotides long. NCBI's taxonomy places the organism in Eukaryota, Metazoa, Chordata, Actinopteri, Cyprinodontiformes, Nothobranchiidae. The record is from RefSeq and is a predicted model, not a curated record.
CAGACUUCUGUGUUUGGCUUGUAGAUUUCAUCACGUCACCUUGUCUGAUGAACACUUUGUGCUUUCUUACAGAGUUCACUAGAAGAAUUGUGGUCCUGGGAAAGACCGGAGCUGGAAAGAGCAGUCUUGACACAUUAUUUGGAGAGAAAGUGUGUGAAACAAAUCAGUCCACAUCUGGAACAGCUAAAUGUCAAGCAGAGUCGAGGAUAGUCAAUGGACGGAGCGUUACUGUGAUCGACACUCCUGGGUUUUUUGACACAGGGAGGUCUGAGGAGGAGAUGAAGGUUGAAAUAGUGAGGUGCAUCACAGAGUGUGCUCCUGGUCCUCAUGUCUUCAUCAUCGUGCUGAAAGUGGAGAAAUACACAGAGCAGGAAAACGAAGUCAUAAACAGGAUGGCUGAUUAUUUCUCAGACGAUGCUCUGAGGUUCGCCACCGUGCUUUUCACUCAUGGAGACCAGCUGCCUGAGGGAGAGAAGAUCGAAGCGUUUGUCAGGAAAAGUAAAGACCUGAGUCACGUCGUCAGGAAGUGCGGUAACAGGUGCAACGUCAUUGAUAAUAAAUACUGGAAUAACAACCGGGACGAAUACAGGAGCAACCAGUUCCAGGUUGAAGAGCUGCUCAUCACCAUGGACACGAUUAUCAAGGCAAACAACGAAGGCUACUAUACCCAUGAAAUGCUCCAGAAGGUGAAGAGAAGCAUUGAAGAAGAAGAAGAUCGUCUGAAAGAAGAUGAUGAAAUGCCUUCACUGUGUGAGAUCAAAGAAAAGUCUAAAGCUGUUGCCCGGAGCAACGUUGUUACACGAUGUUUCAGGACUGAACACAAGGGCUUCUCUGUAGAUCUGUCUCUGGACAGGGGGGCGCUGAGGACCGGGUUCACAGGUCUCCCAGGUGAACGCGUUGGUCAUGCCACACACUCACUGCAGAGAAACGAGUCAAACAGAACCCUCAACCUUAUGUUGCAAUGGAAGCAUCAGUGGUUCGGUUUACUUGAAAGCUUUGAUGCGGUCCAAGAGUCACCGGGAGAGUCUUGGCUGCAGAACGGCUUCCUCGCUGGACGCCUCGCUGAACUCUAUAAAAAGGGAAUGCAUAACUACUGGGAUGACUUCACUGUAAGUAUGAACACAUGCAGGGUUGGAGAACAUUUAACUAAUACAUUGAUGUCCUGUCAUUGUUCCCCUCUAGAGCUGACCACAUUCAGAAUUGUUCUUCUGGGAAAAAGUAGAAACGGGAAGAGCAGCCUGGCUAAUGUCCUUUUUGGAGAAACCAAGUUCAAAGUUAAAAACCUAAAUGACUCAAACACAGUUACCUCUGAUGCACGAACCAAAUGUAUCAAAGGCAGAAACCUCACUUUGAUCGACACUCCUGGUUUCUUGGACCCGGGCAGAACUGAGAAAGAGGUAAAGCCAGAGUUGACGAGGUGUGUUGCGGAGUGCGCACCUGGACCUCACGUCUUUCUGAUUGUUCUGAAAGUAGAGAAACACACUGAACACGAGAAGGCUGUCAUUAACAACAUACGUGAGUACUUCUCAGGUGAUGCCCUGAAGUACGCUGUGGUGGUCUUCACCCACGGGGACCAGCUCCCAGAGGGGAUGAAGAUAGAGGAGUUUGUGGAUCAAAGUGAGGAGAUGAAGGAGCUGGUGGAGAAGUGUGGUGGCCGCUGCCAUGUUUUUGACUGUAAAUACUGGAAGAACAACGAUCAGGAGGAUGCUUACAGAAGCAACCAGCUCCAGAUGGCAGAGCUGCUCAACACCAUCGACAAGAUCCUGAUGGAAAACACCGGAGGAUACUACACCAACACAAUACUCCGUGACAUGGAGAGGGAAAUACAGGAAGAGGAAAGAUCCAUCCAAGAGACAUCACAGAAAAUGUCUAAGGAGGAAAUCAGAGAGCUAGCUAAAAGUAACGUCGUUAGAAAGCAGCUGAAGGCGGCUUCUCGUUGGAUUAAAGGUUUGGUUGCUGCAGGUGUAAUUGUAGUGUCAGCAGUGUGGAUUGGUUCCAGAUCUGAGCCGACAUUAACAGAAGUUCCACUUCCCCUACUGGACCCAGUUAACCAAGGAAUGAUGACAAUUGGGGAAGCAAUACUGACCUCAGCAAAAGAAGCAGGAGCACAGAUGCCUCCGAUAGCUGUAAGUAGCAUGCAGCUACCGGUCAGUGUGGUGCAGGAAGCUGCUGAGGCAGGAAUAGAGAACAUAGCUGAGCAUUUAUUUAGGUUUCAGGAGCAGUUGUUCACUUCUUUUAAUCCGGCCACUUACUUUGCUCAGCUGAUUGCCGUAAACAAACAUAACUCUAAAGUCCUGUUUGACACCAUAAACCAGAUUGUUUUACCUCAUGCCCCUCUUAUGCUAGUUUACUCAAGGAUUGACUGUAACAACUUUCUAGCAUUCUUUGUGAAUAAAAUUAGAGAUUUCAUGUUUUUCACCCCUUUCUACUUCCUACCCCCAUCCAACCACCUUCCUCCCAAUCAUGUCUUGGGAGUGCAGCAUUUCCCUCAGAAACACACUGCAGAAAACAUGGCCACAGUUAAAAGGAGCCUCAUGAAGGAGUGGGGCAUAGCAGGCAAAGUCAGGUGUCUUGUCACUGAUGCAGCAGCAAACAUGAUUGCAUGUGCUCGAAUGCUGCAAGUACGGCAAACCAUUUGCAUUGCCCAUUCCAUAAAUUUAAUUGUAAGAAAAUCAUGUGAUCAAAUCUCAACACUAACAGAACUACGCAACAAAGCACGGCAAAUUGUGACAUACUUUCGAUCAAGCACCAUGGCCAAGGAAAAGCUCACUCAAAUGCAGCAACAGCUGGGAACACCAUUGCAUAAAUUAAUAAAUGAGGUGCCGACACAAUGGAACAGCACCUACCACAUGCUGGAGAGACUGACUGAGCAGAAGGAGGCAGUCUGGGUGUCACUGGCCUCAUUAAAAACUGAUCUCACUCCACUGACUCCAGAAGAAUUUGAAAUCAUUGAAGAGAUGCUCAGGGUGCUUGCUCCUUUUUACCAAGCCACAAGAGAACUCUCUGAGGAAAAAAGAGUCUCGGGGUCAAAGGUUAUUCCAUUGAUGAGAAUGAUCCACAUUGAGCUUCAACAUCAAUCUUCAACGGUGACAAAACCCACUGCUAAACAGCUGGCUGAAAAUCUGUCAAAGCGGCUAACCGAGUCCAUCUGCAACAUGGAAUCGCUCAGUGUGAUGUCACUGGCAACAUUGUUGGACCCCAGGUUUAAAACUGCUGGCUUUUUUAGUCCACUGAAAGCAACUGAAGCUGUCAAGAGACUGAAGUCAGAGUGUGCUGCUGAAAUGAGGAGCCAUGAGCCUGACCCAGCAGUAGAGGAGCCUAGCACUUCACAUGGAUCAGAACACAGUUCAGGAGUUAGGGGCUGCGGCGCUGGCUGGCUGGAGCUUUUAUGCAGGUCCAUUGAUGAGGAGCAAAUGAUCCCAGCUGGGCACCCGGGUGUGGCAGCAGACCUGCAAACAAACACCAAACAGGAAGCUCUCUACUCCAAGAGAGCCCCUACAGAGUUCAUUUUAGAGUCCAGACUAGAACUUUCAAUACUCUACAUCAGGGAUUCCCAAAUUAAAGUCCCAUUAGUCAUCAUCACUCAGGUGAACAUCAUCACCACAUUGGACCCCUCCCUGUGGGGAGCGGUGAGCUGCAGCUGUGGCCGCGUUCGGGAAACCACAAACAAAAACAUGGCUGCGUUUAUGAACAUGACCUCACCUGGGAGUAGAAAAAGAAAUGUUCUAGAAACACAAACGAUGGAGGUAGAAGAACAUGGUCAUGUUCAGCAUGCACAUGCAAAUCAGUGUAUUUUAAAAAGAACAACUAUUACCAAAAAGAACAAGUAUUACCCCGGCUGCGCACUGAAAGCAUCAUCUGCACUUCUGGAACGAUACUGUAAGGCGAACCAACAGGCCAAACCAGGAAGAAACGAAAGAACAGUAAAAACACAACAAAGACUCCGUACAGACAAGACUGUCCUCGCCCCGAUAAACACCCAAGACCUGUUCCAAGUGGCUGCUCUGAUCUACUUUACCAUGGACGGCUUCCAUUGGACGUUUUCUUACUUUUACCAAUCUUGUCUUCUAGAGCUGAAUUCAGUAAGGAUUGUCCUCUUGGGGAAAACGGGAUCUGGAAAAAGCAGCCUGGCCAACACCAUAUUUGGACAGAAGGUCUUCACCAUAGGCCAUUUGCCAGUUUCAGAAUCAAGUCCGUCCCGAGCAGAAACCAGGCUUGUGUGCGGAAGAAACAUCACUCUGAUUGACACUCGUAGUGUUUUUGACACGAGCGUGUCUGAGAAUGACCUCAAGGAGGAGAUAUUGAGUUGUAUCACACAAUGCGCUCCUGGGCCUCACGUCUUUCUCAUUGUCCUCAAAGUGGAAAAAUUCACAGAACAUGAGAAGGAUGUCAUCAAGACAAUAUGCCAACACUUCUCUGAAGAUGCUCUGAAGUUUGCUGCAGUCGUUUUCACUCACGGAGACCAACUGCCUGUUGGGAUGAGAAUUGAGGAGUUCGUUGGUCAGAACAAGAGCCUAAGUGACCUGCUGAGGAGAUGUGGGGGCAGGUGUCAUGUUGUUGAUAAUAAAUACUGGAAAGUUGAUGGUGAUGAUCCUUACCGAAGCAACAAGUCCCAGGUGACAGAAAUACUGAAAACAACAGAGAAGAUAAGCAUGACUAAUGGUGGAAAGUGCUACACUAAUGAGAUCUUACAGCAAGUUAACAGAGAUAUACAGAUAGAGGAGGAGACUAUCGGAGAGUCAUCAGCAAACAUGUCACGUGAGGAAAUUAGAAACAGGGCUCGAAGCAAUGUGCUUAAAAGGUGGCUGGUGACACUUGUGGGAGCUGCAACAGGUGCUUUAUUAGGAGCCUUCCUCGGUUUGGUACAGAGCAUUGCGGAUGUUGUUUCGAAUCUGCAAGGACCUUCAAAUUCUUUAGGCAAAGGAAAAGCCUCAUUAGAUGCUGCUCUAAAGGCAGGGAUCAGGGGAGGAAUGAUAGGAUAUCAAGCUGCUGCAGAUGCAAGAGAUGUAGAAGAUGCAUUUCAGAGAGCCAAGAAGGAUGUUUGGAACAACUCCUCCAUGUUGGGAUUAGAAUGUCGGAGUGAAGACAAGCAAAAGCACUCAAAAAACACAAAGAAACCACCAAGUAGCUGAUGUUUUCAGUUUUCACUUAGAUCAUCAGUUCACAUGAAAACUAAUCAUUAUAGAAAAGUUAAGACACAAUAUUUUGUUUAGGAGACAUGGGGGUUAGGUAUAAAAGAUUUCCAAAUGAUUAUGGGUGAAAAUGCAGCAGCUGGGUAAGGAACGUAGCUUAACGCUGAGGAGAACUCUCUGAUUUUCUUAUAUUUUUUCUGAGAAAGCUCAAUUUGUUUACCUGAAGGGGCGGGACUUAAAUAUCAUACUGCAGCCAGCCACUAGGGGCCUCUGUCCCCCUAGCUUUUGUGCUUGUUGAUGGUGUAGACAUACAGCACGUUACUUUAUUUUUAGCUUCUUAAAGAUUUUGGCACUUUUACUGAUAAAAAAGCAUCAAAACUACAAAUGAGUAUGGACAAUUCUUAAAAUAAAAUUCCUAAUAUUAAAUGUCACUUUUAUUGCUUGUUUUAAGAAGAUGGGAGAUGUUUCGUUGUCAUCGGUGUAAUUGAUUUUAAUUAUUUCAGUUUGAUGCAAAUGCAUUUUAGCUUUCUGUUUAAAUAAUUAAAAUAUCAUUACAAGGCCAUACCUAAAAGAUUUCCUUCUUUUGACUUUAAUAAAAUUAUACACAAUUGUUUAA